Messenger RNA from Tricharina praecox, 2179 nucleotides. RefSeq names its product D-arabinono-1,4-lactone oxidase-domain-containing protein. The record is from RefSeq and is a predicted model, not a curated record. The transcript is spliced from 2 exons. Bases 171 to 1742 code for a protein of 523 amino acids. Gene Ontology annotation, cellular component: membrane; mitochondrion. Gene Ontology annotation, molecular function: FAD binding; D-arabinono-1,4-lactone oxidase activity. NCBI's taxonomy places the organism in Eukaryota, Fungi, Ascomycota, Pezizomycetes, Pezizales, Pyronemataceae.
GGAGACUUUCCCGCCAGCCGGAGGCUAACUAGACUGCCCCGCUAUCGUCGCAGGCGAAAUCGCGGGGUCUCGUUUAUAAGAGCAUAACCUUCCCGCAGAGACUUUCUGCAAAUCGAAUUGACCAUAUAGAUACAUACUUUCGCCGCCCUGUACGGUAUACUUCUUCCGCGAUGGAUCCUAACGCCUACUCCGAGUUCCACGCCUUCACCACCCCGGCCAUCGCCGCCCUCUCCUUCGACGCCGCCACCUCCCGCCACAUCCCCUUCCGCGCGCGCACCCGGCACCGACACGCAACCUGGGCGCGCACGCACUUCAGCCGUCCGGAGCUGUACCUGCAGCCGCGUUCGAUCCCGGAGCUGCGGCUGAUCGUCGACCUCGCGCGGAAGCUGGGAAAGCAUGUUGUCGUUGUGGGCUCGGGACACUCGCCCAGCGACCUGACUUGCAGCGCGUCGUGGAUGGUGAACCUAGACGAGUUCCACGGCGUGGUGGCGGAGGAGCCGGAGAGCCGUGUGAUUACUGUGCAGGCGGGGAUGCGGCUGCGGGAUCUGAUCGUGGAGCUCGAGGCGCGCCGGUGGGCGAUGCCGAAUCUCGGCAGCAUCACCGACCAGAGCAUUGCCGGCGCCAUCGCGACUAGCACCCACGGCAGCAGUCUCAAGCACGGCAUCCUGAGCGAGAGCGUCGUCGCGCUGACUAUCAUGCUCGCGAACGGGAAGGUCGUCGAGUGCUCGCGCGAGCGCAAUGUGGAUCUGUUCUGCGCGGCGCUGGUCUCGCUCGGUGCGAUCGGGAUCGUCGUCCACGUCGCGUUCCGCGCUGUUGCCGAGUAUAAGGUCCGCUGGGAACAGGAGGUGGUCAAGCUCCCGAGGUUCUUGAAGUCCUAUGAUAGCGUGUGGGAUGAGAGCGAGUUUGUGCGCUGCUGGUGGUUCCCGUACUCCGAGCGGACGAUCGUCUGGCAUGGAAAGAAAGUGGAGGAGGAGAUUCAGUCGCCGCCCGAGAGCUGGUACGGCGCGAGCUUUGGACGGUAUACCUACGAGGCCCUGCUGUACCUUGCCAUCUGGUUCCCGAGCACGAUGCCGUACGUGGAGCGGUUCGUGUUCAAGAUGCAGUACGGACUGGAGGAGGGAGUCAAGGGAAGUGCCGUGGAGAACAGCCACCAGGCAUUGACCAUGGACUGUCUAUUCUCGCAAUUCGUGAACGAGUGGUCGAUCCCGCUUCACAAGGGGCCCGAAGCCAUCACCCGUCUGGAGCACUGGCUCAACGGGCGCAGCGAGCUCUCCGGCAUCCCCAUUUCGUCCGCCGGUAUUUUCGUGCACGCGCCCAUCGAAGUCCGCGUCACCGACUCCAGCACUUCCAGCAACCCCCGCGCCUACCUGGACCAAUCCAUCGCUGACGGCCCGACCCUCUACCUCAACGCGACGCUCUACCGCCCGUUCCUGCGGAACAUCCCCGAGUGGCGCCGCUACUACGAGGCCUUCGAGUACCUGAUGAAGGACCUGGGAGGAAAACCCCACUGGGCUAAGAACUUUGUCACCCCGACCGCGGACGACGUGUGGAGCAUGUACCCCGACAUGGAGAAGUGGGUGCGCAUCAGGGAGAAGUGCGAUCCCACCGGCGUGUUCGUGGGCGACUGGCUGAAGAGAUGCAUUCUUGACGGCCAGGAGGCAAAGAGGGCCGUUGCCGAGGAGAAGGCUGGAGAGGGAGACGGAGGGUUUGUGGUCGUUGGCGAUGAUGGCCAGGAGAUUUGAGAUUUGAUCUCCCAUCAUUCUCCGGCCCCCGCCCCGUCUGUUCAUACCUUUCUUUGGAAUUUUCAUCGGGCGGUUUUUUCUUCUUUUUUCUUCUUUCUUUUUCAUCGGCCAGCUUAUUUCCCCACUCUAUGUAUGGUGGUCGGUACCCUUUUCUGGGUUGUUUUACCACGGCGUUUGAUGUUUUUACAACGAUGGGAUUCGGUUUAGGGGGAAUGCCCAAGUCUCUGACGAACUGUAUGUACAUAAGUAAGCAAGACACACUUCCGCAGGCUGCAGGAAUAGCAUGUAAGACAAGACAGGAUACGGGUGGUCACUGGUCAUGUGCAUUGUACGCAUAUUGUUUCACAUUCACCGAGCACCUCUGUGAGUGAGCAAUGAGCAUGCCAUGCGUUUUGUUUUGUUUCGUGGCUGGCCUAAAACCAUAACACUGGGGGAAC